AUGUUCGUUUUAGUUUUACUGGAGUAUUUGAUACUGGAUGAGAAGAAGUACGCGUUCAACGAUACGGUCACGUCAAUAAAUGCCGGAAUUUUGUCACUCCUCUUAAAAGUCAGUGGUCGGUUUCUUUCCGCUUCGUUCUACCCGAUGGUGUACAGCCGACUGCAUAUCAUAGACUUACCACCAGACUCAGCUUUCACAUGGAUACUGUGUUUUUUCACGCAGGACUUGGCCUAUUACCUAGGUCAUCGGGCAAUACAUGAAGCUGGUGUUUUCUGGUCUUUUCAUCAAAUGCAUCAUUCCUCUGAGUACUACAAUCUUAGCACUGCUCUACGACAGGGAGCUAUCCAGGACAUUGCGAUGCUGUUUUUCGACUUACUGCAAGCUGUCGCCAUCCCACCAAACAUCUUCCUCGUUCACCGCAAUCUGAAUCUUAUCUAUCAAUUCUGGCUUCACUCGAAUGUAAGUGUGAAG
Messenger RNA from Cooperia oncophora, 471 nucleotides. Lineage: Eukaryota; Metazoa; Nematoda; Chromadorea; Rhabditida; Trichostrongylidae. The record is from the annotation of a GenBank genome assembly.